AGGUGAUAUCGUGCGAGCACUCUUUAACUUAUAUGGCUACUUUUUGUUAACCUUUUAUAUCCAUAAGGACAAAAUAAUAAAAGGAAGAUGUUAGUCUCUGCCUGUGGCUUAUAUUAAUAUAGGUCGAGUUACAUGCACUGUUGCACAAAUCCUUUCAAAUGAACAACUAACAUACAAACAAUGCGCAUCAAAGUCAGAUGCUUCCCUACAUCCUUUUUCUUGCCAAUAACACGCUUCAUGUGCCGCCAGAUUUUGUUCUUUCUCUCAGUCCUCCUAGUAGUGCUGUUGUUAAUGUUACUACUCAGCAAAUUUUGGAGAUAUUCAGAAUUUUCAGAAUAUGAGCAUUCUAACGUCUUUUGGCUUUGGAAAGAUGUAAUUUUAUCCCCAACUGAUUCUUUAUGGCUAGAACCAGUUCAUUUUCAGCAUCCUAAAGAUAUACGUUUUGUCAUAAACAAAUCAUUAGAAAUUUCAGGUCCAUUGUCUCAUUUAUUACCACUCAGUUCAAUUCCAAAUCUACGACAAUAUAUUUCAAAUAUUAAUAUGGUGCAAUACGUAAAAAAUGAAGACCUAUAUGGCCAACUACCAACAAGAGAUAAUUUUAACUCUACAACAUCCUCUCCUAAACAUGUUAUAAUAAUACAAGUUCAUAAUAGAUCUAUAGAGUUAAGUCUGCUAAUUGAAUCGCUACGACGUACAAAAGGAAUCGAAACAGCCCUUAUUAUUUUUUCACAUGAUUUCUAUUCUGAUGAAUUGAAUAACCUUAUCGGAUCUAUUCGCUUCACUCGUACUGUUCAAAUUUUUUAUCCCCAUUCAAUGCAACUAUUUCCGAACACCUUUCCUGGUACUGAUCCAAGAGAUUGUGAUAGUAGAAUAAAACCCACUGAAGCUAGAAAUAUAGAAUGUUUAAAUGCUCGUUGGCCAGACACAUUUCAGCAUUAUCGUGAAUCACAUUUUACUCAAAUUAAGCAUCAUUGGUUGUGGAAAAUUGAAUUCGUAAUGAAUCAUUUUUAUCCAACAAAAUAUUAUACGGGUUACUUCAUCUUAUUAGAAGAUGAUCAUUUUGUUGUGGAAGAUAUUUUACAUGUAUCGGAAUUUAUUAGUAAAAAUGUUUGGAGUCCUUUAAAAACUGAUGGGAUUAUUUCCCUUGGAUCAUACGAUAAAAAUAACAAAUAUUUAUCCGAUGUGGUUGAACAAACUUACUGGCUUGCGCCGAAACACAAUAUGGGUAUGGCUGUAUCUCGUACUGUAUGGAAAAAUAUUGAACAAUGCUUGAACUUAUUCUGUCUUUAUGAUGAUUAUAAUUGGGACUGGAGUUUACAGUAUAUUGGUCAAAAUUGUUUCCCAGGCAAACUGAAGGCCUUGACUCUACCCCUUUCUACUCGUGUCUUUCAUUUGGGUGAAUGAUGUAAACUAUCUGAUUGGUGUCCAUUCAAUCACUGUGAUCAAUGGUUAAAGAUUAUGAGCAACAUAACUCAGAAUCUUAUACAGUAAAGUGAAUACAUUCACUAUUUAUCUUACUCUACAUCUUGAGUUUCAAUAUUUCUUUGUACACAUACCUUAUCGAAUUCUAAUCUUAACGCUUAGUAAUUCAAAUUGCUACUGCAUUAUUUUGACUCUUUUGGUAUCCAUUUUGUUAAGUUUAUCAUACUGUUUUAAUGUGAUUUGAUAAUUUUGGCUAAUACAUAUUUAUUCUAGGCCGUACAUAAGUUAUUAAUCAACUAAGUGAAUAUUUUAAAUUUUCUGCCAAUCUGAUUAUUUAUGAGUCCAAUAGAGUGUGCUGAUUAUGAAAAUCUUUUACUGUGAAAUAAAAGUUCAUAACUAAAUUCUACAGUUAUUUUGGGAAAUCUAAAAAUAUGAAGUAAAAAUGUAUCAGGAUCACGUUACUUCAUUCCUCUUUUGUAAUUUAUAAAAAUAAAUUGUUGUGUACUACUUAUAUGAGAUAAUUAAUUCUACGUAUCAUAUUUGGAUAGAAAGAAAUUUUGCUUCAACAGUGAUUCAGCAUUAGUUUUCAUAUCACUAGCUAGGUAUAUUUAUUUUCAGUUAUGUUAAUUAUCCAACCGGAAAUAUUAUAUAUUCUAUUGACAAAAUAGACUCAGUACUUUUGAUAUUCUGAGGUAGACAGUCAAAUUAUUGAGCUUUCACUGUUGUUCUGAGCAUCAUCAGUGCCUACUUUAUGUAGAAUUGAGCUUCUUAGUUAUUCUAAAAGUGCUAAAUAAGUUUGUUCUAGUAGCCUUAUUUGUGGUUGAUUUUCUUCGUAGGCUUCAUCGUCUUUACUUGUCUUGGUGUUUCUUUAGCCUCUGAUCAUGUUGUUGGUUGGCCUUUUUCGAAUAAAUUACUCCGGCAUGAAGUAAUCGCUCAUUUUAUGCAGAACGAUAAUAAAAGCUCUGCAAUUAAACCAUUUAGUUCAGAGAACUCGACAACACUAAAAAGUAGUCACCCGAGCACCAAUAUCCCCUAUUAUAAGAAAGGAUGCGAUCGGAAAUCUUCACCAUAUCAAUAAUAAGCUGAAAAUGUACACUAAACAAUCGACUGUCUAAUGAUCAAAUUUCAUCUAUUUACACAUAUAAGCAACCACUCACUUAUACCAUAAUAAACCUCAAUCCCCAACUUCUGGCCAUAUGCUAUAAUCUAUCCUAACAAAGUCCAGCAUUCGACUUAAAUCACCCGUUUCUGUAGUUGAUGUUACCCAAUGUUUGUGUGAUUGAAAGGUCUAUAAUCAUUACGCAGUAACAAGUUGUUAACAUGUAUUGACCGUAAUGUGUCAGUUAAAAACCAAUUACCAGUUAGUUGGCUUACUUAAUAACCCACAUGCGUACAAUUAUUAUCAUAGGAGGCAAAUGCAACAAUUGUCAAUUCCACUACUUCAACAUAAAAACGCUUCAGUAUAUUUAUGAAUUUAGUGUAGAACUUUCUUGACCCUACUCCACUCUUUUUUUGGUUUCAUUUGUAUAGUAUAUACGUAGAAUUUCAUUAUUCAUGGGAUGUAUAAUAUAAAACUACCACUAAUCCUUUUUUUUACUGUACAAUAUAUCAUGUUGGUUUACCAGUAACUUAUACUUUUUAGAAAUAUCCAUCGUGAAAUAGUUUAGUUAAUGGUUAAAUUAUAUUAUGAAUUAAGCUUAUAGCACUAUUUAAAUAUACCACUACUAUUUUUAAUUACUUUAUUAGCCGAGGUCUUCAUCAUCACAAAAAUAUUUGCUCAACAGAAUUAUUAGCAACAAAUAUUUUACAAAUGUUUAGUGGACCACUAUUGACCAAAUUAUAUCCAACGUCUCUACAUUUAUCAGAAAAAAUACAUACUGAAGUUCUUAAACAACGAGUUAAUGGUGGUUGGUCUGAUGAACGUGAUCGAAGUCUUUGCCAAAGUGUAUUUUCUAAUAAAUGGAAUAAAUCACUAACUCAAUGGGCUCCUAAAUUGAUAGAAUAUUCACCUAUUUACUAGGAAGAUUUCUUGUAUUAUUCAAUUUUGUUUGUUUUUUGCCAUUUGAUCUUUCACUAUUUUUGUUACUUUUCCACUGUUGCUUGUUGGAAAAUAAAAACAAUUCUAGAGUCCUAUUUUAUUUUUUUCAUAUAAUCAACUGCUGAUAUAUAUUUUUUCAAAUCUAUAUCCUUUCUCAUUUAAAUGUUCAACCGUCCUCUACCAGGAAUUUUCUAUUUGAAUAGAUAGAAAGUUAUACUUUUUUGUUAUCUCUUAAAAUAAUCUGAGGUUUGCUGUUAUUCAUGUUUACUCGACUUAAUUGUUUAUAUAUAAAGGGAUUGAGUUAGUAAUACUCAUACAUUUAGAUGCCCUUUGUUUGAUUGUUCCUUUUUCUUUUAUAUAUUAUUGUUUCACAACAUGUGUUUGAAUUUCCUAGUUUCAAGAUUUUCGUAAUUUAUUUUUCCAAUAACUUUGGUUAUCUUUCCAAUUUGUACUUCACUUAGCGCUCAAAUAAAUUGUGCUAUAAUGGA
Molecule: messenger RNA, 3948 nt
Organism: Schistosoma spindalis
Lineage: Eukaryota; Metazoa; Platyhelminthes; Trematoda; Strigeidida; Schistosomatidae
Source: the annotation of a GenBank genome assembly